UAGCUGGAGACUGGACCAGUUCACCUGUGGGUUAGUUUUGCUCAAAAUUAGUCUUAUAAGAAUGCAUUUAGUGUUUAGACUGUGAAAUGCUUGUAAGUUGCUGUAUGCAUGUAUCUCACUUUUAAUGUCUGUAUUCUAUGCUACAAAAAUACGUAAGUUUUGCUUUAUAACUUUGAAAAUGUUUGUUCUCAACCCAGAUAUGGGAAUCGUAUCCCCGCCAGCCAUCCAGAAGGACUAUCAAAAUAAAGAUGAGCCAUCAAGGAACAUCACAAUACAAAGGAUUGGUUAAUGGCCCUAUCCUACCUGGGAAAAGCUACAUGCAAGGAAGCUCAUCCUAUGGACUUGAAAACUGAAUGAAAGAAAUAGACAAAUUUCCUUUGACUUUAUCUCUCUUUGCUGUUUGAACUCUGGGAGGGCCAGAGACUGAGGCAGAUAUCCCCAGACACUUCGAAUUGACAGAUCUCUACAACUCUGUCACUCUAGUGAUUUAGAUGAUAACUCAUUUGUGUUAAAACGUAAUGGCUGCAGCUGUGUUUACCUGUAGUAUAAUCCUAGUGUUUAUCUCUUCAGUGAAGGCAGAGGAAUGCAUGGUACAUGAUGUGCUGCAUAGUCAAAGUUUGAUAUCUGUACUGGUAGGAGAACCUCUUACUAUUGAUUGUUUGUUAGAUAAAACACUGGCUCUUCAGCACAUGAAUUACAGCUUGACUUGGUAUAAAAGUGGGAGCAAAAUGCCUGUAACUUCCAGAAUACAUCAGCACAAGAACUUGCUUUGGUUUAUGCCUGCAAUUUUAGAAGACUCAGGAUCCUAUGAAUGUGUCAUGCGGAAUUUAACAAGCUGCAAGAAAAUAUAUUUCAGUGUAAUCGUUUUCAAAAAUACUGCUGGUUUGUGUUUUAAUGGGGAUUUUCUCUAUGCUCAAGAGAUAUCAGCAUCAUCAAAUGCAAAGAUUGUGUGUCCUCAUCUAGACUAUUUCAGAGAUGAGAAAAAUACUUUACCCAUUCACUGGUAUAAGGAAUGUAAUCUGAUUGACAAUGAAAGAUUUCUAAAUCGGGAUGAUGAUCUCAUAAUAAAUAGUGCAAAUGUAAAUGAUUCAGGAAAUUACUCCUGCAAGAUGACAUAUAAUUAUAUGGACAAAGAAUAUAACAUUUCUCGAAACAUUUAUGUAACUGUUAUAGAGACCCCACUGAAGAAGAGAACUGAAAUUCUUUAUCCAAGAAACAAUACAAUUGAAGUGGAACUUGGGUCCAAUGUUGUUGUGGACUGCAACGUAUCAAGUUUUAAAGAUAAUUCAAUUGGAAUAUCCUGGAGAGUCAAUAAUACUUUAGUCAAUUUUUUGUUUAUGGGGAGAGUCCAAGAGGGAAAUCAAGAAGAUUCUUUCCCAGAUGGGUACUUAUUCUCUACAGUGACGCUCAACAUCACAGAAGUGAAGCAGGAGGAUUAUGGACGUCAGUUUGUGUGUCAUGCUGGUGAAGUUGCAGCCUACAUUGCAUUAAGACAGCCAGUUCGAAAUUUUCAAGGAUACUUGAUUGGAGGACUCCUUGCACCAGUGUUUGUAAUAGUUGUUGCCAUAUUACUCUACAAGUAUUUCAAGAUUGACAUUGUGCUUUGGUAUCGAAAAUCCUGUCGCCCUUUUCUGAGUAAAGAAGUUUCAGAUGGGAAGAUCUAUGAUGCAUAUGUAUUGUAUCCAAAAAUCAACAAAGUAGAUUGCAUCUACACACCAGAUAACUUUGUGCUAAAGCUGCUUCCUGAGGUUUUAGAGAGACAGUGUGGCUAUAAUCUGUUUAUACUUGGAAGAGAUGAUUUACCAGGAAAAGCUGUGAUCAAUGUUGUUGAUGAAACCAUUAAGCAAAGCAGAAGGCUUAUAAUUGUAUUAGUACCAGAAUCGUCAAGUUGCAGUUUAUUAGAGGAUAUCUUCGAACAGCAACUGGCUGUGUACAGUGCUCUUGUCCAGGAUGGAAUUAAAGUUAUUCUGAUUGAACUAGAUAAAAUAAAGGACUAUACGAACAUGCCAGAAUCAAUCAAAUACAUUAAGCAAAAGCAUGGGGCCAUCAGAUGGAAAGGAGACUUCACAGAGAAAUCUUAUUUAGCAAAUACAAAAUUUUGGAAAAAUGUCAGAUACCGAAUGCCACCCAGACGUCCAACUUCUUCAGAACUACGCUUGCUGCCAACAGCCUUGAACACCUUUCAAACCACAGAAAGAUGAGGCAUAUGUCACUUUAAUGGCCCUGGGCAGCUCCAUUUUGAAAGCUGUCUUGGUGGAUUUUAUUAGAAUGCUGAUUGUGUACAUGGUAAAUGGACAAUUUCACGUAAAGCCUUUCAGGAUUGCAUUCACAGGUUAAAGAAAGCUAAUUAAUUAUCAUUCCGCUGUGCAUAGCUAGCCUGCAGGAUACACAGUACUAUUCCUUCAGUGUUAUAUUAAUGACAACAUUAGAAUGAUGACAGCAGAAAAGAAGCACCGAACACAGCAGAAACUCUGGGGAAAAAAUAAGCUUUUGAAAGGGCACUUUUAAGACCCUUUUUGAACAGUGUGUUUCUAGAAAAAAAACUGUAUUAAAGCAGAUUAAGUAUAAUGAACAUUCAGGUAUCUUUUAUGUUAACUGAGUCCAGAUUUAUAUUCUGAGUUUUGUUAGUGAUAUUUUAUGUCUUUAGUCUAGGAGUUUAACUACAAUUGCAGUAGUUAAAAGCGCAGUUCAUUAAUCUGUUCUUUAUCACGAACUUACUCAGUCCACCCAGGUUAGACCCUCUUCACCCUGCCACCAAGCACGGUCAGAUAUUGCCAUGCAUAUCCUGCAAAAGCUCAUCUUACUCUGAAUUGUAGAUCUUCAGCUCCCAACAAAUACAUUUUUAAAUGAAUAUGAACAGUUCGAAAGAUGGAGGCAGUUCAGCUGAAAGAUGCCACAGUGAUUAGUUUUUAAGCAUAAUAUUACUGAACAUAUUUUAAAUGAUCUGGAAGAGGGACAAAGGAUUAAACAGAUGUAAAAUGUUAAUUACUUCACUGAUAAUACUAAUUUGGGGUAUGAGGCAAGCACCAAGGAGCAUAAAGUAAACCUAUGAAGGCUGGAAAUCCAUGCGUAAAAUGAUACAACCUAAUCUAAUAAGAUUCACUAGAAGCAUUACAAAAUAUACUGUACUGAACAGUCAGUGACCUGGCAUAAAGACAGACUAGGUGAUUGAAUAAGUCUCUUCCAUCUCCUAAUGUCUAAGAAUUGAUGAGAAGUGAUAGCAGUGUGUUCAAUAUUGAUCAGGUAUAAGUAUUAAGUUAAUGGAGCAAGUGUGGGGGUUUUUUUGGUUUGUUUUUUAAGAAAAUAUAUGCCAUAGUUGCAGCUGAUUUUUAAUAAAUUUCCAGUACUGUUUUGAGUCAAUUUUUGAAGCAAACUGCAGGGAUUUGAUGGUAUAAUUUCCUCUUGCAUAAAUUAUAAUGACUGCUAAAGCCUCUUACAGUUUUGUGGAAAAUAUAACCCUUUUGAAGCAGCGGUUUAUUGUUAAGCAAAUGAGACUGAUGUUGACCAGAACUACCACACAGAGGUUGUUGGCCAGCAGAGAUGGCAAGUUUUAGAAGUGAUACCUAUUUUGAGAAAAGGAGGCAGGAUUUUCAUUGACCUUUCCUGGCACAGUGGAGGAUUUAAUGUUUGCAGGUUGGAAUAGAGUAGUUUGUGUAUACUUACCCAAAGUGUUCUGACUAAAACUGCUAAGAAAUUUAGUCUGCACUGGAGAGGACCACAAGGGCCUGGGAUAUGUUUAAGAUACAGGGAUUUACAACAACGAACUAGUCAAUGUAUUGGCCUUCAGUGGAUUACAGGUGGAAGGAAAUUUGUAUUUUUGUAAAUGAUAGGAAAAAAUCAUGCUCUUGAAAUGAAGAGAAGAGUAGAGUUGCAAAGUGCACAUUGGUCAUGUGAGAAAUGACAACCUCUAGGGCAGGCCAGAGAAAACUGUAGUGAAAUUUGGGAGAUCAAAUAUUGAAUAUCUAAAUGUAUGGAUACUAUACUGACCUUCUGUUGAUCUACUGGUUGUCUUCUAAAUUAGCCAGAAAAAGUUAUUUCACUCUGAAACUAAUGCUUAAGUUCCCAUGAUUACAAUGGAACUACUUGCAAAAAUAGUUAAGUGUGUGUGUGUAAGUGUUUGCUUGCCUAGAGGUCUGUGACAAGGGGGACUCUCAAUGCAGAUAGAAGUUGGCUAUGUAAAAGAAGAGCUCUGAUUCCUGACAUUAAAUCUGUAAUUGGUUUGAAAUUAACAAAUCCAACCCCUAGAAGUAUUGACUAUAGAUACAUGAAGCUUCACAGAAGACACUGCAUUGAUUGCUGGAUCAAUUCUUUUUUAAUACUGCUUAAUAAAGUAACUUGCUCAGGGUCUGAUAAGUAUGGUUUAUAUUAUAGAUAUUCUAGCAAGUGCAGCAAUACAUUUUUGUAAUUGGCUAUGAUCAAAGGUGGGUAUGGGGAAAUAUGAACUUUAUGUGCUCUCAGGUUCAGCACAAAAGGAAGGAAUUAUAUCACUGGGUCAAAGAACUGUGCUUAUAAAUGCUCAGUAUAUUUUACAUAAGGUAAAUUGUAUUUGUAUCAGUCAAUGAAGUCCCUCUCUCUCUAACAUACAUAUUUUUAAGAUCGGGUGACCAGACAGCAAAUGUGAAAAAUUGGGACGGGAGUGAGGGGUAAUAGGAGCUUAUAUAAGAAAAAGACCCUAAAAUCGUUAUAUCUGGUCACCCUGUUUUAAAAUAAGAGAAAUGUAAUAAAACCUCCAGACUGUUGUUUGAAUAGAGUGGGAAUAGUCAUGCUAUCAGGAAGAAAUAUUUUCCAUCUAUAGCAUUGCACAAUUGGAUAUGUUUAUUUUGAGGUUUUCUCCUUUUCUCUGAGCCUCAGGUACUGACCUGCAUCCCCACCCUGCCUUCCUACCAAAGCUGGUGUCACAUUUCCGCCACAACCAGGAUAUUUUUCUGCCUGCCUUCUUCCCAAAGCUUCACAGAACUGAUGAGGAACAUUGACUAUAUACCAUAGACAUAGAUGGCCCCUGUCCUUUUAUGCUGAAAGAACUAAACCCUUCCGAAAGUCAACACAGCUCUUUGUAGUGAACAGGAUGAAAGGUCUGCUGGUGUCAUCCCAGAGCAUCUCAUCCUGGAUAACUGCCUGCAUCCUGAUUUGCUAUGAAGGUUCUGCCUCCAGCCAUCACGACAGCCCAUUCCACAAGGGCCCAGGCUUCAUCAGCAGCAUUCCUCGCACAGAUACCAAUCCAGGACAUUUACAGGGUUGCGACGUGGUCAUUGAUUUAUGCCUUCGCAUCCCACAAUGCCAUCACGCAACAGGCCCAUGAUGAUGCCAGUUUUUGGGAGGGCAGUGUUGCAGUCAGCACAUUCAUGAACGCCAAGCCCACGUUCAGAGAUAUUGGUUGAGUCGCCUAGCAUGGAAUUGACAUGAGCAAGCACUCAAAGAAGAAAAAAUGUUUACUGAAAUUUCAUAACUGUUGCUCUUUGAGAUAUGUUGCUCAUGUACAUUCCAUUACCCAGCCUCCUACCCUCUGUCAGAUUUACCGGCAAGAAGGAACUGAGCAAGUGAAAGAAAGAGCAAAGAAAUCUGAUAGCUUUCUUUGAUAGGAUAACGAGCCUUGUGGAUAAGGGUGAAGCUGUGGAUGUGGUAUACUUAGACUUUAG
This is a messenger RNA of Trachemys scripta elegans, 5636 nucleotides long. Its product is annotated as interleukin-1 receptor-like 2. Gene Ontology annotation, molecular function: interleukin-1 receptor activity. The coding region runs from base 519 to 2201 and encodes 560 amino acids. The transcript is spliced from 11 exons. The record is from RefSeq and is a predicted model, not a curated record. NCBI's taxonomy places the organism in Eukaryota, Metazoa, Chordata, Testudines, Emydidae. Gene Ontology annotation, biological process: signal transduction; regulation of inflammatory response.